UCUGUUUUGGCCUUCUGUCUGUGCCUGGUUCUGUUAUUGCCCACUGUCAGUACCUGGUUUUGUUUUUGCCUUCUGUCUGUGACUGGUUCCGUUAUUGUCCGCUGUCUGUGACUGGUUCCGUUAUUGCCUGCUGUUUGUGCCUGGUUCUGUUAUUGCCCACUUUCUGUGCCUGGUUCUGUUAUUGCCCACUUUCUGUGCCUGGUUCUGUUAUUGCCCGCUGUCAAUACCUGGUUCUGUUUUUGCCCGCUGUCUGUGCCUGGUUCUGUUAUUGCCCGCUGUCUGUGCCUGGUUCUGUUAUUGCCCGCUGUCUGUGCCUGGUUCUGCUUUUGCCUGCUGUCUGUGACUGGUUCCGUUAUUGCCUGCUGUCUGUAUCUGGUUCUGUUAUUGCCCGCUGUCUUUGUCUGGUUCUUUUAUUGCCCGCUGUCAGUACCUGGUUCUUCAGCUUGUGCUAGGUUCUUUUUUUGACACUGUCUUUGUCUUGUUCUUUUCUUGCCCACUGACUGCCCCAGCUAACCUUUGUGCUUCUUAUUAUCCAGCAUGUCUCGUGCUAGCAGCCGGCCCUUGUUGCGUAUUGUUAGGCUUGGGCUAAUUCCUUAUGCAGAGGCCCUGCAGGAGCAACAACGCUAUGUCCAGGCACUGAAAAAUCCACAGACUUCCACUGACUCAGAACCCAAAGACACCCUACUCCUGUGUGAGCACCCAGCUGUGUACACUGUGGGGAUCCGACAAGGGCCAUAUCCUGCCCAGGAGGAGAAUAGGCUUCAGGCUCUUGGGGCUGACUUUCAACGUACAGACCGCGGGGGGCUCAUAACAUUCCAUGGACCAGGGCAGUUGGUGUGCUACCCAAUAUUAGAUCUGCGCCAUAUCCGCAGGUCACUGCGCUUGUACGUUUGUGGACUGGAGGAAACAGCGAUACGCCUAUGCCAAAGACUUGGAAUACAGGCAAAGAGGACCUCAGAGACGGGAGUCUGGGUCCGGGAUAGAAAGAUUUGCGCCAUCGGUGUUCAUUGUGCAAGACACAUUACGUCACAUGGCCUGGCGAUGAACUGUAACACGGAUCUGACGUGGUUUGACCACAUCGUCCCUUGCGGAAUUAAAGGCAAAGGAGUCACUUCCCUGACACAGGAGCUUUCAAGAAACAUCACAGUUGAGGAGACUAUACCUUCUUUUGUAGAGGCCUUUCAGGAAGAAUUUAAAUGUAAUAUGCUCCUAGAAGAUGCGCUACAAACUACAAAUACUGUCCUGGCUUCCUGAUAUUUAUUUAAAUAAAAACAUUAACUUUU
Bombina bombina (fire-bellied toad) is the source of this 1283-nucleotide messenger RNA. It is a transcript of the gene LIPT2, whose product is annotated as lipoyl(octanoyl) transferase 2. Lineage: Eukaryota; Metazoa; Chordata; Amphibia; Anura; Bombinatoridae. The record is from RefSeq and is a predicted model, not a curated record. Gene Ontology annotation, biological process: protein lipoylation. Gene Ontology annotation, molecular function: lipoyl(octanoyl) transferase activity. The coding region runs from base 538 to 1254 and encodes 238 amino acids. Gene Ontology annotation, cellular component: mitochondrion. The transcript has 2 exons.